UCGAACCAACCUGGUACUGUAUGGUUGUCCCACGUGCUUUUACAGUUUGUUGUCAUCCGGCUGUUAUCGUUGAGUCCCGAUAAGUUAGAAACUAUUUUGCUUUUAUCCUGCUUGUACAGUUAGCUUAAAAUGAACGGUAAAGAAGACGAAGAUUGUCUAUUUCUUGAGCACGUUUUGGAUAAACUUUAUGAGUUUGAUGAUGGACCAGCAUCAAAAAAGAAGCUCAAGUCUCAGAAGAAGAAAAAACGAAAAAGACCUGAGGAAGAGGAGGAGGAGGAAGAAGAAGAGCAGUUCCCUACAGUCAAGGAUAUCUGCAUUGACACUGAAGACAACAGAGCAGAUUAUGUUGGCACUGAACACCAGCAGCAACAACCGAAGAGUGGGGAAACAGGUCCAACCAUCCGGCAGGUGAGCCAGGUGGAGGUUGUGACAUUUCAGGACCCGAGAAAGAAACCGAAAACCAAGCAGAUGCCAGCCCCUGACAAAAUGCCUGCCCUUCAGAAGACAACAGAGACGAAGGAAAGCGACCCACUAGAAGAACUCAAUUUGGAAAAGGCUCGUCUUGAGGUCCAUCGGUUUGGGAUCACAGGCUAUAGGAAGGAGCAGCAGCGUGUUUUUGAACAGGACAGAGCUGUCAUGCUAGGAGCCAGACCUCCUAAGAAGGACUACGUCAACUACAAGAUGCUGCAGCAGCAGAUCAAAGAGAAGAAGCAGAAAGCAAAGGAGGAGGUUCAGCCGGACCUGAAGAAAAAAAAGAAGCAGAGUAAUCAAAGGGACAAGAAGAGAAAGGUGUCCGCUGGCUCUGGCUCUGGAUCUGGCUCGGCCCUCUCAGGUCAGGUGGGCCGCUUCAAGAACGGCAUGCUGAUCCUCAGCUCCAAGGAGAUCCAGAAAAUCAAAGGCAACAAGAGGCGCAAAUAGGUGAGCGAUUAAAUCCUCCAGGAUAGGAAAACAUACGCAGACCAGAGGAAGAACUGGCAUCCAAAACACCGUCAGUGGCUCAGCUUACUGCAGGACUGGAAGUAGAUGAGAGCCGAAAUACAACGUGAGGUGUAAGGCUGAUUUCCACAGGACUUGUCUGCAGUUAAAUAUAAGACGGUGUUAAUGGAGACAGACGGCUGAGUCAGAAUCCAAUUUACCGAUGGACCCUGAAUAUACACAGUGGCAGGACGUUAAUGCAAGAAACUGGAGACUGUAAAAUCAUAUUCCAUCACAGUUAAUUUAUUUUUGUUUUUAUAAAUGACCGAAAAACGAAAAAAAGACAUUUGCGUUUCUCGUGUUUUACACUGUAAAGGUUUUUAAAUUAUGCAGUUACAAUGCAUUUCUCAUAUACAAACCAUGAAGUUGUAUAAAACAUUUACAUUUAUAUUUAUAUUGGCAGGAAGGGAGGGGAUCAUAACAGUACAGAUGGGGGUAAUAAUUUAAAAAAAAAAAAAAACAAUGUACACACAAGUAAAGUUCUGGCAGACAUUUUCAUGAAGAAACACAUCAUACAAACAUGAGAAAGUAGUUUUUCUCCCUUUAUAAACCCUUACUGUAUGUACAUGACUUCUUCGUGCUAGUUGUAAACAUUACAGAUAUUUUACAGAAAAACAGUUUUUAAUGUCGUUAAAGGGAAAACCUAAAACGAUGGCUUCUGAGCGAUGAUGAUGGCGAAACAAGAGGUGUGAUCUGGCAGUGUGCGGCUGGGUGAGGUCACAACUUCUCACACCAUUUUCUUGAAGCAGCUUUUGUGUUAUUUAUACAUUUCAAAAAAGUAAGAGCAUGAGAAAAUAUGAAGCUUAUCUGCAGCGUGUGCGUGCGUGCGUGUGUGUGUUUGCCAACCCUUGGCAAUAAAUCAGUGUGUGUGUAUAAGUAGCCAUUCACUCUUAUACUUAACAACUUGAAGAGGGCAAUAUACAAAAGAAAAUAAAUAUGUAAUUAAAUAUAUUUACAUACUUUAUAGAGUACAUAAAGCUUCCAUUCUUUAAGUUAAAUAGCUAACAGCAGUGACAUGCUUUCUCCCCUGCACCAUAUGUUAAAUUAAAUCUCAUUCAUGGGUGGGUAAGGGUGGGGGUAAAGGGACAUGCCAUACAAGCAUUCUUACAAUACCAUAGCUAGACAGGAGUGACUACAAUGUUACUCAUUUUAAAUGUGAUUUCUUCCAUAUAAAGUAGUGUUUUGAUAUUCAUGUAAAAAAAAAAAAAAAAUGAAAGGAUAACCUCAUUUUACCCGAUAUGCUGUCUGACUGUCUGAACCUCCAUCUAACACCUUUUAGCUUUUAUCCCCUCCUGUGAUGAUUUCCACUGCACCAUUUUGACAUCCACACAACCCGCUGACAUGUAACCCCAAAUCAUCCAGACUUUCAGACAAAGCCCCUCUGGUUAUAUGAUAGGUGUUGCUCGUGGCCUUAAAAUCUAUUCCUAGUAAUGGCACGGUCAACUUCGGGGGCGGAUUUUGUCCUCUGGUGUGGUAGGACGAUCAGAGGGUAAGGCUGAGCAGAGCAGCCAGAAAGCCUCACCUUAAGUGGAAAGCUGACAGUCAAGACAUCAGGAGAAAUUCCCCUUUGGCAGAUUGUUAGAUAUUUGCUUUCUGGGUCGGGGGAAACUUCACAUCCCGACUUUGAGACUAAUGCUGCAUUCAUGUCAAGCAGGAAAUAUGGUAAAUCUAGGCGCUAGUUUCAAUUGGUAGACCAUAUACAGAAUGCCAAAUGAAAUUCAAAAAAAAUGCUUUCUAUUUGAUUUUAUGGCCUGAAUAAUUAGAAGCACUGAAAUGCUUAAUUAAUCCUGCAACAACUGCUUUUUUUUGGCACUUUGGGAGCAAACAAAACAGAUGUGGCAACGUUGACAUCACCUUUUAAGUAAAUAUGGUAAACUUGUUAGCAAACAGUUGCUUAUUUUUACACAUCCAGCAGACAAGGAGCAACAUUAGCUUAACAUUUGAGUUGUGUUUUUGGCCAAAAGACAAAUCUAAGUACAAUAUUUGCUCUCCCUUUAGCUCUGCUUUUGGUCCCCACCAACUACUCAUAAAUAUCUGUCUCUUUAGCUGCUAAAUGCUCCACUAUGUUCACCAGCUAGUCGCUAAAUGUGUCUGUCGGUUUAUUGCUCGACAGGAAGCGUACAGUGAGAAUGUUGGCCUGCUGCCUCUGAAAACACUGAUAUAUGAGACCAUCAGAGUUAAUCGAAACAGUAAAGUUAAAAGCCAGAAAACCAAGACGAUGAGCUGAAAGACACUAAAAUGCUCCAAACUGCAGGGUUUGGUGAUUAUUUUCCGGGUACAUGAUAAGAGUGAUUCACAUUACACUGAUAUCCAUUGUUAAUAAAAUAUAAAUGUUAAACAAUCUUUACCACAUAGAUUUGAAUGCAGCUGUAGGUGCAAAAAGCCAGUUAGAGCUUUUUGCAAACUUAAAUGGGAGCAUAAUAUACCUGCAGUUUGUAGUUCUGGGAUGUACAUUUUUAUAAAUUUAACAUUAUAGGUAACAGCUUUGAUUUAAUAAAUAAAUGCAUUAAGUAAAACAUACUAAAAUUGAAAGAUAUCUUAUUAUACUACUCUGAUGUUCUACAAUUAAAUAUAUUCUUUUAAAAAAAGGUAUAGGCUAACACAUUGUAUAAUGUCCCUGCUGUUGUAUUGAAAAUAGACCUCACUAAUUCCAGUAAGAAAUACCUCCUUUAACUUAUAGUGUUUCUGUCCAGUCACCUGGCAUAUUUAAAGUGUGUGUUGAACUGAGAAUUUAAAAGAAUACAGGUGUGGUAAGUAACUGCUGCCUGCAAUCAUAAUAAUUUGUACACCUUCAUAAAAACUUGUAAAAAUGUAAAUGACUGAUAUUUUAUGUCCCUGAUUAAAUGUUUGAAUAUCA
Molecule: messenger RNA, 3832 nt
Organism: Sander lucioperca (pikeperch)
Lineage: Eukaryota; Metazoa; Chordata; Actinopteri; Perciformes; Percidae
Gene: fsaf1
Product: chromosome 19 C1orf131 homolog
Exons: 9
Coding region: 130-918 (262 amino acids)
Source: RefSeq, a predicted model, not a curated record